AUGGUGAUUGCUAAUUCAAACUUCGUGUCUGUGAACGCUACCGACAUACCACAGGAACUGGCAGGAGUUUGUGGCAACCACGAUUGUCUAUUUAGUGAAAAAUGUGUACAACUAACAUCAAGGACAAGUACAUGUUCUACUCACGGGAUACAACUGGCUCCUGGAUUAUACGGUGACGUCCUUCCAAACACCCGCAUGUAUCAUCCCCAAGGCAAUACUUCUCUAACGAUUUAUGAAUGUAAGGCUCUUACAGACUCUCAUCCAGUGGAUACAUAUCCGGUGUCUAGGAUUGUUGACGGAGUUUACACUCCAGCUAAGGUAUCAUGUUCUGCCUCCGACUGUUUUGAUCCAGACGUGUCUUAUGAAAAGACUGUUUCUGUGACUGUGCUCGGCAUUGACUGUCAACGCUGGGACAGUGUUACUCCCCAUAUUCCAUAUUAUUUACGCGGAAGAUCUGAUCUGCAUAAUUGGUGUCGAAUACCAGAUCACACGGCCAGACCUUGGUGUUACACGACUGAUCCGAAUAAACGCUGGGAUUUCUGUCUAAUCAUCGACUGCCCAUGA
Molecule: messenger RNA, 564 nt
Organism: Ylistrum balloti
Lineage: Eukaryota; Metazoa; Mollusca; Bivalvia; Pectinida; Pectinidae
Product: plasminogen-like
Exons: 4
Coding region: 1-564 (187 amino acids)
Molecular function (GO): signaling receptor binding; endopeptidase activity
Source: RefSeq, a predicted model, not a curated record